Molecule: messenger RNA, 1314 nt
Organism: Tripterygium wilfordii
Lineage: Eukaryota; Viridiplantae; Streptophyta; Magnoliopsida; Celastrales; Celastraceae
Product: ACT domain-containing protein ACR12-like
Exons: 12
Coding region: 68-1036 (322 amino acids)
Cellular component (GO): chloroplast thylakoid membrane; chloroplast stroma
Source: RefSeq, a predicted model, not a curated record
CCCCAAGCCCAAAAAGGCAACACUCCCUCCCAAACAAGGCCAGUCAAACUAACUCUCCAUCAUUCCCAUGGCGUACGCAAAUACUCUCUUCUCUUCUUCUUCGCUCAAUCCAAUCAAUCGAUCUUCGCUUUCUACCUUCGAUUCGACUGCUCAGAUUCCUCCUCACGUUUCCUCCAAUUCCUCAUGGAUCCGCCUCAACUUUCCUUCUCGUGGAAUGGCAAUCAAUCUGUCAAGAAAUAACAAUGAAGCUGAGAAGGUUAUGCUACGUUUUGGUGAGGACUUCUUCAAUUCCCGUUUUUCAAGAAGCAAGAAAGCUAAUGAACGGAGCAUUUGGUGUGCUUCCACUAAUGGUGCAAGUUCUGUAGAUUCAACUUCGUUGAAGUCUGAACUAGAUGAUGAUUAUGUUCCAAUGCCAAUAGUUCUAAUAGAUCAAGAUUCAGAUUCUGAUGCAACGAUUGUACAGCUCAGCUUUGGAGAUCGUCUUGGAGCUCUUUUAGACACAAUAAAGUCCUUGAAAGAUUUGGGACUGGAUGUGUCAAAGGGAACUGUUGUCACUGAAGGAUCAGUCAAACAAACAAAAUUUUUCAUUACGCGAUUAGAUACGGGACGCAAAGUUGAAGAUCCAGAUAUGUUGGAAAGAAUUCGUCUUACCAUCAUCAACAAUCUCUUGAAGUAUCACCCAGAAUCUAGUGAGCAGCUUGCCAUGGGCGAGGCUUUUGGAAUAAAAGCUCCAGAGAAAAAGCUUGAUGUUAACAUUGCAACUCAUGUACAUGUCAAGGAAGAUGGACCUAAAAGAAGCUUGCUUUGUAUUGAGACAGCGGAUCGGCCUGGAUUGCUUGUAGAAAUCAUUAAAAUCAUUGCUGACGUCAAUAUUGAUGUAGAAUCUGCAGAAAUUGAGACAGAAGGUUUGGUAGCCAAAGACAAAUUCCAUGUCAGCUACAGAGGGGCAGCACUGAACAGUUCAUUGUCUCAGGUAUUGGUGAACUGUCUUCGUUACUAUCUUCGAAGACCAGAAACAGAUAUAGAUAGUUACUAAUACUUCGGAGGAACUGCUUCAAAGUUGUAAACUCAAUGUAAUGGUUCUUGUACCAAACCAUCUAUGAGCUGAAAGUCACCUGUUUAACAUGUAUGUUCCUAGGUUCUGAGUUCUCCGUCUUUGUUUUCUUGAUAAAUCUACGUACCGUGAAUUCGAUGUCCUUAAGUGCCCUCUGGAAUAAUUUUUGAGCAAUGGCCAACUCUUGGACGUUUAUCCUAGACCAAAAAACAUGUCAAAUUGAGCAACUUGCUUAUAUAUGGAUGAGUUGUUAUGUUUCA